This is a messenger RNA of Lactuca virosa, 723 nucleotides long. NCBI's taxonomy places the organism in Eukaryota, Viridiplantae, Streptophyta, Magnoliopsida, Asterales, Asteraceae. The record is from the annotation of a GenBank genome assembly.
AUGAACUCUCGUAUUGCUUUCCUCUUUUCUACUCUUGUUAUUUUUCUGAUUACCGCCUCCAUUUCUGCUUCCAAUGAUGGUGGUAAUGAGACCGAUUAUCAAGCUCUGUUGCAGUUCAAGUCAAUGAUCAUGAAUGAAGAAGGUCUAAGCUCAUGGAACACUUCCUUUCAUUUCUGUGAUUGGAGUGGUGUUUCAUGUCGGAAACAGAAUAAAAGAGUCACUGCUCUAGUACUGAAUUCACAAGGCCUACACGGCUCGUUGUCUCCUUAUCUAGGGAACCUCAGCUUCCUUCGUGAUCUUUAUCUCAAGAAUAACAGUUUUCAAGGUACGAUCCCUCAUGAACUCGGUCGUCUAUCCAAGCUACGUUUUCUCCAACUUGGCUACAAUAAAUUCAACGGAGUCAUUCCAACUAACCUGUCCCAUUGUUCUAACCUUGAAGAGCUUGGACUCUAUGCUAACAAGCUAGUUGGAAGCAUACCCGAAGAGAUCAGUUUCCUCUCCAAACUUACUUAUCUUUCAGUUUAUGAUAAUAACUUAACCGGUGGAAUCCCGCCUGUUUUGGGGAAUAUAACAUCAAUGGAACUGUUCUCUGCUACAAGAAAUCCGUUGGGUGGGAGCAUUCCUGACACCUUAGGAAAUUGGAAAAUUUUAACAGAAUUUUACCCUGGUGCUUGUACUUAUCUGGAACCAUCCCUCAUUCCAUUUUUAACCUCUCACUCCUAA